Batrachochytrium dendrobatidis JAM81 is the source of this 1083-nucleotide messenger RNA. RefSeq lists its product as uncharacterized. NCBI's taxonomy places the organism in Eukaryota, Fungi, Chytridiomycota, Chytridiomycetes, Rhizophydiales. The transcript has a single exon. Bases 106 to 1062 code for a protein of 318 amino acids. Gene Ontology annotation, cellular component: peroxisomal membrane. Gene Ontology annotation, biological process: peroxisome fission. The record is from RefSeq and is a predicted model, not a curated record.
GUCUUGCAGAGUGAAUCCUCAAAUGCUUCUGUCACAUCCCCACAACGAGGGCUUGCCUCUGCUACUCCUAUUGCUAUUCCCAACGAACUGAAAUCUAAUUCAUUGAUGCUGACUGGACUAUCUAGAUCUCCGUCAGCCAGACCGCCUCCUUCACCAUCAUCCAUUCUAGUAUCAACAGUAGAUGAUCGCAAGGGGGUUGUGCAACGAGCUCGAUCUGGAACCUUGAGCAGCACUGCUAAUCCCAACAAUCAUAAUAGUCAUUCCAAUGCAAGUGAUAAGCACUCUUGCAACAGUCAUGCUUCCAAUAACUGCACUUCUCAAACUGCAAUGUCCUUUUCCAAAUCCCUCUUGUUUCGAGUCAUGGUGUUCCGCAAGAUCCUUCUAAUAAAUGAUGGCAGGGACAAGGUUCUCAAAUGUGCGCAAUAUGCUGCAAAGCUCUUGCUUUGGCUCUAUUUUUCUAAAGACUCCAAAACCCAUUCAAUUACUCAAACUCAAGCAUCCAAAAUCGCAUCCCAUUUUUCUCUUGCUAGAAAGAUUAUUCGUCUUGGCCAUUGGCUAGAGCCCAUCAAUGAUCACAUGAAUUUAUCGAAAGAAGGAUUGCUUACAAUUCCAAAGGGACUAUCGCUUGGAGAUCAGCAUGUCCGUAUGAUGGCUCCAUUAAAUGCAUGGAUCGGCAUAUUAAACGACAUUGCCGAUGAUGUAAUCUGUCUAUCUAAAAUGGGUGUUCUUCCUCAAUUGCCAGAAAAAUGGCUUCAACGAACAACUGCCAUUUCCGAUCGGUGUUGGUAUGCUUCUAUUUUUAUUGAUGUACACGCAGGAUACCAUAGCAUGCUCGAACUGCACCGGAAGGUUGACUCUGCAUCAGAUCCAGUGCAGCAGCAAGUACUGAAAGACAAGCUGUUUAUGCAGCGGGUCUCCAUGCUCAAACUGGCAAUGGACUUUGCAUUUUGCUCAAUAGAUGUGUUCCAUUUGGGCGAUAAAGUGGAUGACGGUUUACAAGUUGUAACCGGAUUUACUGCAGCAUUAUUGGGCACAUUUAAACUGUAUCGUAAAUUAAAAUGAACAAGAGUCCAAUAUCUUGCU